Messenger RNA from Canis lupus familiaris (dog), 9637 nucleotides. It is a transcript of the gene EXPH5, whose product is annotated as exophilin 5. Gene Ontology annotation, cellular component: endosome. The transcript has 6 exons. The coding region runs from base 210 to 6203 and encodes 1997 amino acids. Lineage: Eukaryota; Metazoa; Chordata; Mammalia; Carnivora; Canidae. Gene Ontology annotation, molecular function: small GTPase binding. The record is from RefSeq and is a predicted model, not a curated record. Gene Ontology annotation, biological process: positive regulation of exocytosis; positive regulation of protein secretion; multivesicular body sorting pathway.
GGCAGAAGCAGUCAUUAAGGUGUUGUCGAAAUGAGCCCUGGAGCUGUGGGCUGUUCCCUAAGUUCGGGGUUUUAGAUUUUCCAAGGGGCGGACUUCUUAUUGGCCAUGGGAUCAAGUUCCUGAAACUGGCCUCCUUUACCUUGAAAAAUGUCCUCGUAACGGGCGGCGCCGAGGAGCUUAAGUGUAGUAAUUCCCACGCAGGAGAGAACAUGACGAAGGUUCCUCAGGGGUUUGAUUUCAGUUUCUUAAAUGACGAAGAAGCCAGGAAGAUCCUGCAGGUGCUGGAAAGGAAUGAGGCGCUGCAGAGGGCAGAGAAGGACAGGAUCAGCAAACUCCAGAACACAAAGAGGGAUAUCAGAUGGCUUCAAGGAGUGACUGGCGAAUGGUUUGAAGAAAUUCAAAGAAAAAAGUUUUGCAAUGAAGCAGAUGUUAGCCAAAUGUUGAAACAACCACUUACAUACAGGCUAAGGAAGACAAUGGCAGAAAAUGAUUCCACAGAAUCACAAACAUCAAGAUCUAAAAAUACACCUCAUCAAAGAAACCCAACAUCCAUUUCUUCUCGGCUGAGCUUCAGAUCAUCCUUUGCUUCCCUGUUCUCAUUCAGAAAAUCCAGAAAGGAGACUUUCAAGCUUCAAUCGCUAGGACAGAAAGGAUGUGACAGCCAUGCAGGAGCUCCUGUGUCUGUGAGGCAAACCAUUACGCAGGCAAAAAUACACAACUCACCUCUGGAAAAUCAACCAGUUGAUGGUGUAUUUGUCCCAAGGCCAACAAGCAUGAGGGAGGGAAGUGGCAUGCCCCCGUGGGAUGCUUCACUGCUGGAAAAUGAGUUCUUCCAAGUUUUAGAUGAUUUAGAUCACAAACUGGCUCAGGAACAAUGUUCAAGCUCGGUGAAGACCGCAACACCUCUUAACUACAGAUCAAAAACACAGUUCAGUCACUUUUGUUCUAAUAUCACAGGACAGCACAAAAACCACCAUAAUGGACCUUCUAACAUGUCUAUCUAUGACAUCCUAAGACCAGGAGCCCCGAGGGAAGGUUUUAAAACUUUCUCUCCUAGAACAAGAACAAUUUAUGAUAUGUACAGGACAAGGGAGCCCAGACUCUUAAAAGAAGAUUAUGUGCAAAAGAAUACCUUUGGUAGUACUUCUCUGUGUUUUGACAGCAGACAACAAUCAGCUUCACCAGCCACAAGAUAUUUCACAGCAAGAAGCUUACAUUUUCCAGCCAUCACUCAGAACAAGAGUGGGUUUAUACCACCAAGAUACCAGCAGAGCCCAAAGAGGAUUCCUCUCUCAUCCAUCAUAUGGAAUAGAUCAGACUCUUCUGGAGAUAGGCAGCCCCAGGAAGAGUUCCUGAGGGCACCAUCACCAAUGGAGAUUGACACUGCUGACCAGUACAUGUAUCCCAAAUUUUUUCAGGAGAAUAGGAGAUGUGAAUUUUACCAUUCACAGAGUGUUCACCCAAGUGUUCAUUUUAAUGCCCCCAUGGAUAAUGCAAUGAGUCCUGACCCGUUUGAGAACUCAGAGAAUAUGCCAUUCUACCAUCAAGAAAACUCAUUUGCUAGGUCUUUCUCAAGCAAUACCUUUGGACGAACCAGGGAACAGAGAUUUAGACAAAGUCCUUUUUGGGACCAACAGGAAGAACAUUCUUCCUGGUCUGACUUCCAUCAAAGCAGGUAUCCAUUCACUGCUUCUGACAGAGACUUCGAAAUGAUUUCCAUUGAAGCAAAUAAUACAUUAGCUGCCCAUGGCCACAGUGUUCCUUCUCAACACUGGGGAUCAUUUUCUCCUGGUUACAGAACACAUACAUUCAGAGAUCAAGCAGAGCCACAUUCCUGGCAGUUUGAUUCUCAAAUGUCCACUCUGGAGAGUAUGGAGGUGUCACAAGGUAAUGGAAGCCAGUCGACUCAUUUCAGCACACCAAAUGUUUGCCCUAUGACAGGGCCAAGCUAUCAUAUCAAAUCUGGGAGGUCAGUAGGUCAACAGGGCAGUCCUCCCACAGAUAUACACAUAAACAAAGAACCUUACUCAUUUGAAAUUGCUCAGACUCUAGCAUCCCCAUUUAAAACUUCCUUCUCCCAAAUUUCUGAUGACAGAACGAAUCCUCAGAGUCCUGUCUUUCAGAAUCCCACAGUCACUGUGCAGAAAAUUGAGUCUGCCUCUCUUCCAAUAAAAACCUAUACAGAAGUCACUGUGACCAAGAGGAUUUCUGUUGGUUCUCCACCUCUUACUGAGAGCCCACCCAAUAUCUUGGUCACAGAAGUGAAUAAUGAGAAAGACUUGAAUGAAUCUAUUUUGGAAGAAGACAAACAGCUAAACAAGAAGGACCAGACAAACAUGACAAGUGAAAUACCCCAACAUGACUCACAGACUGUAAUCUCUAACCCUUCCCCUGAUGCUCGAAAUCCCCUCUCCCAGGACUCAGCCAAGAACAAAGGACUUGCUCUUAACACACCUACCACUGUAAGUUCCAGAAGGUCACCCGGAGUUGUUUCUAGGAAAGAGAUAUCCAAAAUUCAUAUAUCACACAGAGAUAAAUCCAAUGAACUAAAAAAAGAUAAGAGUUAUACUGGGAGUAGAAGAGUUGGCUCAACAACUUCCCUUCCUUUCAUUCAGGAAAGCAGAACAACAUCUUUUCCCAGCUCAAAGCAAGGUAGUCACCAGGAAGUAAGAGUAAGCAAUGAAGAUAUUUCAGGCAUUAUUAGAAAUAACCACUGGAGCUCUGAACUUGCUGAUAAUCAAAAUGCACAGUCUCCAGAAAAACCUGCUAGUUUAGAUACCAAGGAAGAACAAUGUGCCACAACUCAUUCUACGAACCGUAGCAAAUCAGCUGCUAGUCACAAGAUCCCAUGUGAUCCUUUAGGUCUGUCCUCAGGUAUACUACCUGAUUCCUCACCAUCGAAUAAUUCUUUCCUUGAUGCACUGGUGAUUCCUUCUACAAUGGUGUUCUCUAGGAACAGUCCUCCAGGCAAGGAUCCAUCUCUGGGAGAAAGAGAACAAAAAGACAAUGAUAGCAAAACCCAAAAUGAUCAGUUUGCUUUAAGCCCCUCAGAAAACCAAAAGAGUAAUGCUAAUUGUAUGCUUGUACAUAAUGAGGAGGUUGAUGCUGUCAGAGGCCGUUCUCACCGUCCUUUCACAGAUGGAAAAGAAAAAGGAAAAAUAAGACGAUGCAUAUCCUGUUUUGAAAAGUUAAGUAAAACGGAAGGUAGGUCAGCACCUUCAAGUGAUAAUAGUAACCUCAUUGAGAUGAAUCAAAGCAAUUCCAAAUGUCCUAAGGUUCAUACAACUUACCACAGCUCACCAAGAUCAGCCAGUUUUCUCAUCAAUAACAGAAAGUCGGGAGGUAAGAUAAUGGCUUCUUCAUUUAGGAAUGAACCACUUCCAUUCCAAAUCAAAAAUAAUGUGGAAGACCCAACAGGGAAGUACACAUCAAACAAAUUCAGUUCCAGUUCUUUGGAGUCAGAAAGCAAAUAUUCCAAAGCAGUUUCAGACUCAAUCUCAGUAGCACCUGAAGCCACAAAGCAGAUGACAAAUAUGAAAACCAUUGGAUUUGCUUCUGUUAGAAAAGGACCACUUCCGUUCCUCAUCAAAAGGGCUGUGUCAUGUCCUUUAGGGGUACCAGAUGCCUCAAAUGGGAAAGAUGAAAGAGAAAAAUGCUUGCUUUCAAACACAGAUGCUUCUGCUCUAACACUAAAACCUUGGGAGACAAUCAUUAGCCCUCUAGAAAAUAACUCCUCUGUUAGAGAUUGUUCUUUACCCAAAAGACACCACCAAAAGGAAAACUUUCGAGAAGGCACUGAAAAAGAUGGUAAAAUUACUACCUCUGGGAUAGGUCUAUUUUCCCUUUCAAGUGAAGACCCUUUACCUUUUACUUCAGACAUGUCAAUAAAAGAAAGUGGGAAAGCAUUACAUAAAUUUAAGACUACUAGCAUGUUUUCCGUUUCUGGUGAUGAAGAUAAUGUAAAAUGUCUUGAGGUGGUUUCAAUAUAUUACACUCUACCAAGGAAAUACAGCAAAAAAUUCUGUGACAUUCUUGAACAGUAUACACAGCAAAUCGAUUCACUUACAGAAUCAACUAAAGUGGAGACUGAAACAUUUCCUAGUGCUUUUGAAAAGGACAAACUAAAUUAUUCUACACAGGAGCAGUCUGGAACAUCUUCUUCCAAAGGUCUAGAGGUGCUGGUCAGCUCAACUCAGGAGAAGAGCCAUUGCCUUUCUCACACCACUGAGGAUAUGACUGCUUUACCAGGCCUCAGGCCCUCCAAGCCAACGUUACAGGAGAUGGCUCCUGAGACAGGUGUUACCUCUCACAAAGGAGAAUCGAAAACUAGAGAGAUUUCCCCAGAUAACUUCACUCAGACACCUGUAGGUGAUUCACAAAGCAGAAAGGAGAAAGGGAAAAAAUGGCAAAGUGAAACCCUGCAUCCUUCAUCUAUGCUUCAGGUAAAAAAAGGUACAGAAGAGAAAUCAGAAAAUUGUCAACAGUCCAUUAAAUCAGGUAACAGCGGUCCUUCUAAUCUUCCGGCUCAUUCGGAAGAGGAUGCUGGAAAUUCCCAAACCAUAAGAAGUUCCGGGGAGUGUGCAGGGUGUGGGAUGGCCAUUACAGCUACUGAAACUGCAGAAUGCCUUCAGAAAGCUAUCACAAGUGUAGGUAUGGUUGGAAGCACCAAUGGAUUGCAGCCUGGGCAAGUAAGUGGGGAAAUUGGAACAGAUUUCCAAAAAGAGACUAAUAAAGCACUUUCUGACUUGGAAAGCCAAGUUUUUGCCCUUAUGCCAGCUUUGCAUAAACUACAGCUUGACGAAGGGACUUGUUCAGGUGAACCAGAUUUAGACACUUUGCAGUCUGAACCUCAAAGGAGUCAGGAGAUAAGGAUGACAGAGGAUGGCAAAGCUGAAGACGAAAGGCAGAAGUGGGCAUGGGAUCAACCUUCAUUUCCUAUAGGAAGCAACAAAAAUAAGACCAGCGUGGAUAACCCAGAAAAAGGGAAAAACAGAUCUUUCGUUAAACACAAAUUGGCAGCCAUGUCCAAAGCAAGCAGAAAAUUCCCAGCUAAAGAUUUAAGCCCCAGAAGACAUGUAGCUACCAUCUUCCCCCAAAGUGGGAACAGUUCUGCCUCUGGCAGUCUAUCUCUUGGCACACCUGAGUGCAACCCGCUGUCCCCUGAGCCUACUCGAAAGUCCAUAGACUCCAGCAAUGAAUGCAGGUUGAGUAGUGAUGGAAUGGAUGUGGAGAAAUCAGAGAACUCUCUCCAGGUUACUGUAACAUCCAACCGAGAAGCUUCUACACGUUCAAGCAAUCAGAAUUCUAAUGGCAUUUCACAACUAUGUCAGAAGGAGUCUAAAAAUAUCUCAGAAUCAUCAUCACAGUAUCAGAAGUCUAAAGAUGUAGCAGCAGCUCAGACUUUGGAAAGAGAGUCAGGAGACUUGGCCCAACCCACAUUCACCAGCCUCGGGGAAACAGACUCCUCUGACCCUCAGGGAAGACUGAACCCUCCUUUUCCAUUGGAGCCUGCAGAGAAAUCCAGAGUAAGCAUCCCACUGGCCACUUAUCACCAACAACAAAGAAGUGCUUCAUUUCUGGAGUGGGAGCCUGAAUCCCACUCCUAUCGUUCAAACAGUUUAAAAAGCAUCAAUGUGCAUGGUCAUCUGGUACGCAAAAGUCAUCCUCCCAAAGUCAGGGAGCGCCAUUUUUCUGAGAGCAUGUCUAUUGACAAUGCCCUCAGUCACCUGACCCUUGGGAAUGAAUUCUCUAGCGAUAGCAGGUACAGUCGAAGAUUCAGAUCCUUUUCUGAGCUUUCUUCCUGUGAUGCAAAUGAAAAUCGGACUUUGUGUAGCAGCAGGACAAAAAUGGGUCCCAAGUUUUCAACAUCUAUAUCCCGACCCAUUGACUAUGGAAUUUUUGGAAAAGAACAACAGUUGGCUUUCUUGGAGAAUGUAAAGAGGUCACUCACACAAGGAAGAUUAUGGAAGCCAAGUUUUCUUAAGAACCCUGGCUUCCUGAAAGAUGGUGUAACUAACCCUCCUAAUCCAACAGAGCUAUCAAGCUCAAAUUCUCCUAGCAACCAGAUGCCAGAAGAUGCCUUAUCUCCAAGUGCACCACUUAAUAUCUAUGAAGAGAAUCCAGGAGACUCAGAUUGUGAUACAGACACGACCACGGAUGACGAAUACUAUCUGGAUGAAAAUGACAAAGAGUCAGAACUGUGAGCCCUCUUCAGUAAAAUGCAUAACCUUUCCUCCAAAAGCUUGUGAUGGAAAUAAAGUGUAAAUGUGUAUGCCCUUGAGAAGGACAGUAUAAAAAAGAUCUGGUCUGAGCAGCGCCUGCUCUGAAAAACCCAAAUUCACUUUCCUCCUUUCCCCACGCCAUAUACCUAUGCUUUCUAAAUUCUAGAAUGAAUGAAUUCUUAUUUGGGGGGAUUCUCUACUGUUUGCUCUCUGUGUAUAUAUUCUUGGCCUCUCUCCCCUCCCCCGACUUAAUCUCUAAUUCACUGUCCAGUUUUGGCUUUCUGCUUUACUUUCUCCCUAACUUUUUUACACCUUUCAUUGUGAUUUACAGCCCUAAUAUCCCAGGCACAUGCCAAACUAAUAGCUUGAGUAAGUUAUUAGUUACAAAUUUCUGUAUUGCCCCUUCCAAUCCACACCCUAUAUUCAUGACAUUAAAUAAAGUGUAGGGAUGAUGACAAUGGAGGAUAUGUUAUCCUUCUGUUUGACCUAGAAUUUAGGAGGUUUAGGGUUGGUGGGUGUUAUUUUUCCUUUCAAACAAAGAUAAGGGAAGUUUCAUAAGGGCACUCUGUUAGAUCCAUAGUGAAGCCAGGGAGGCAGAUGUUUGAUGUAUUUAUUGAAGUUAUAGAUGAGAAGCUGAAUCCCUAUUAAGCCAAAAAUAUUAGUACCACUUAGGAAUACCUUUGAAGAUAUUUGUAGGGAUUAGCUGACUUGGUAAAUAACUAUGUUAUUACUAUCCUGAAUUUUAAUCAAGUCAAGGACUCAGGCCAGGUAGCAUGAUGGUACAGAAGGUGGCUUGGCCACAGAAUUUCCUGUUUAGGAAGUGAGCAUGACUGGGGAUGCAGGUAAAUAGACAUCCUUCACGGGACUGGCAUCCUCACUGCAGCCCUCUCCCUAACUGGUUUUCCCCGCUUCUCUGGGACUACUCAUUUCUGGAUUUUCUUUAUUUGCAGGAUAGAACACUUUAUUUCAUGUGGACAUUUUAGUUAUGAAUAUCAAGCAGUAGCUUUGGCCAAGCUCCUAAAAUCCUGCUGACUCAGAUCAGACACACCCGCAUUCACUGGCUUCUUUGCAGAAUAACUUACCAAACCCAUGGGAAGUUGUAAGGCAGAGCUUCUAAGGACAUAUCACUAUGAUUCCUUUAAUAAUUUAUCUAAACUAAAUACUCUUCAUACCCACUGAUAACUUGUUUUUCUAAUUCUUUAGCUGCCAGACAGAACUUCUGGAACUUGCCCUCCUUAUAGGAUAAACACCAAUAGAUGGCAAUGAAGAUAAUUCUCUAGAACUACAGAAAACCUGCCAUCUGGGAUCUUAGUGCUACUAAGGUCCCCAGGAGUGGAUUUCAUUAGGAUUGCUUUAUAUUUGCUUCCUGAUCCAAUUCUGUUUCCUAUUUUUCUCACCUAGUCUGUUUCAUCCACAUAAAUUAAGGAUAAUGAUAGUGUUGGUUAAGCAUACAGAGAUCUGGAACUGAUAGAAAUGCAAGAAAGAACUAUGUUAUUUUUAUCCUCCUAACCAUUGCUAUGCCUGGAAGCAAAAUACCAGGGGUGGUUACAUCCUUCCCAUGAAACUCAAAACUAAUAAACAUGUGGUAACUAACAUGAAAGCUAUUCCUUAAAUCUGUAAAUUGUUUUAAAGUCCAGGCUCUGACCAAUAUCAAGCUGAAAGAGACUGAUAAAAGGAUUUUAAAUCAACUGUUCUGAAUAUUUCAAUUUAAAUGGUAAAGAAUAACAUUAUAUUCUUUUUUAAUUUAUGUUUGUAGAUUCUACCUUUCCCCUUCCCCUACUAUUUAUCUGAUUAUUUAAGUGCAAUUUUCAUAAACCACAACUUAUGCUUCCCAUAUAACUUGAAAAUAGAGUUUACAUUUUAAUAUUAAGCUUCUUAAUUUUUGAAAAACAAUCAGCUCCCAAGUUCCAUUUCAGUAAAUACUCAGAGUUACAUGUAUGUUACAAAAGGUGAAAUGAAGUUAGCUUAUUUUUCACUGAGUUUAGGAUAUAUCAACAGUUAGUUAAGCUGAGAAUAAACAAUUACUCUGAGACCUUCCUUCUCUAGAUUCUCUAGAAUCUCCUAUUUGAAUUCAAAGGUAAUUAGUGACUGAUGCUCACUCACACUGUUUGUAAUGUUUGCUUGUUGGCCUGGCUCAAGAAUCAAGGAAACAGAAAAUUCAUAAAAAUAGUACCUUCUAGGGGUACGUGGAUGGGUCAGUUGGUUGGGCAUCUGACUCCAUUUCAGCUCAGGUUGUGAUCUCAGGGUCGUGGGACCGAGCCCCAUACCAGGCUCUGUGCUCAGCAGAGAGUCUGCUUGAAGAUUCCCUCUCCCUCUGCCCCUCUCUCUUCUCUCCCUCUCUCAAAUGAAUAAAUCUUAAAAAAAAUACCCCAGCACCUUCUAUAGUUUUAUACUUUUAUAGAAUACUUCGUUAAAGAAGUAGAGCAAAUUUCUAUGUAUUUUAACAUAUAAAUCGCUGCUUUUCAGUAGUCAUUUUUGGUACAGCUAUAGUAAUUUAUAAUAGUCAUUUUUAUGCCCCUUACUGUGUUCUAAAGAAUAUAGUCAUUAUUAAAAUAAAUAUCCACAUAAAUGGAGUAAAUCAUGAGGGAAUCCAUUUUAAUAAGUACCUUUAAGUUAUUAACUUGUUUAGAUAAUGGACUUCAAUUUUACACUGUAAAGUUUAUUUAAAAUGGGCCUUGGGCACCUGGUUGACUCAGUUGAUAGAGUGUAUGACUCUUGAUCUUGGGUCAGGUCUUGAUCUCAGGGUUGAGAGUUUUAAGCCCAGCAUUGGGUUCCACACUGGGCAUGGAGCCUACCUGGAAGCAGGGGCAGGGGGGGCACUUAAUGAGAUUAUUUUAAUUUUUAGAGACCUCCUUCUAAAUAAUUUACUCCCUUACAUUUGUAAAUACAUUGAUGUUAAUAAAACUUCCAAAAAAAAAAAAAACUUCCAACUGCUACUAACAAGGUUUUGACUGAUUAAAAGUGGAUAAAAACAGUUUUGUGUAGAAGGUAAAUGUAUGCCUGUACUAGAGGUAGUGAAAGUAAGUCCACUUAGGUUACAAUGAAGAUGGAAAUAAAAUGGAAGAACUCCCACCCCCAUAAAAGCACUCUAUGGAAUGCCAGAAGGUUAAAGAGGACUUACUGGUAAGAGUUUAUGGUUAACAGUAGUGAUGAUGCUUUAGAAUAUCCCAUUUACAUGUGUAGGAUAAAUAUGUAAAUAUUUUACUUUCCCAGCAAGUUUCUGAACGUAUUACCACUCGGGGGCUCUUUGUGACUGGUACACCUGUGUUUCUGAAACAAGCCUUAUGCACUUUUGUUAAAAUGUCAAAUAAUACUUUUAUGUAAUUGUUCUCAAUCUUGUUCUGUAGAUAAAAGUGUUACAAGACAAGGUGCCAACUUAGAACAAUGCCUGUGUUGAAAUAAAUGAUUUAAACAGA